GAUGGGUCGGCCCCUUUUCCUCUUUCUGCUGCCAACCGCGCGCUUGGCGCUAGGUACAAAUGGAGAAAUUGGAAGUUCUCGCAAAAGGCGGCUUGCAUUUCGCCGCUUGUGGCUGUGCAUUGUGAAAAAACACGCCACAGGCGGCGCGGCCUCUUGCAGGGGAAACCGGCUGGGACGUUGCUGUUGGAAAGCUCACUUUCGUGCCACUAAGCUGAGGCGUCGCGCAUGUUUUAGAGAGAGGAGGAGGAGAGAAACAGGCCUUUUGGUCAUGGAGGCAGUUCAUCUAGAUGAACAACCUCCCUUGAAUGCUGAAAACUCAUUUAAAAAAUACGACAGCAACAAGAAAGGAGCAAUUACAGAUAUUGAAAAGCUUUAUCAAGCAGUACCUCAGCUUGCAAAUAUGUUCAAAAUCAAAGGGAAAAUUGGUGAAGGAACAUUUAGUUCUGUUUAUUUGGCAAUAGGCCAGCUACGAGGAGGCCAUGAAGAAAAAGUGGCUUUGAAACACUUGAUUCCUACUAGUCAUCCUGUACGAAUUGCUGCUGAACUUCAGUGUCUUAUAAUAGCAGGGGGACAAGAUAAUGUCAUGGGAGUUAAGUACUGUUUUAGAAAAAAUGAUCACGUGGUAAUCGUUAUGCCUUAUCUGGAACAUGAAUCAUUUUUGGAUAUCUUGAAUUCUCUCUCAUUUGAAGAAGUAAGAAAUUACAUGUUUAACCUCUUGAAAGCUUUGAAGCGCAUUCAUCACUUUGGUAUCGUUCAUCGUGAUGUCAAGCCGAGUAAUUUCCUGUACAACAGGCAAUUGCGACAGUAUGCUCUGGUUGACUUUGGCUUGGCACAAGGAACUUCUGAGACAAAAGUGGAACUUCUCAAAGUUAUUCAGUCUGAAACUCAGCAAAGAAGUUGUACAUACAAUAAGCCUCCAAUAACUCUGGGAAGCCAAGUUACUUCCCCAACAACUAGGCAGCUACUUCAUCAGUCUGCUACAAAAACAGCUAAUAAAAGGCUUUGUUCCAUUUCACAGACACAGAUUAAACAAGGACACAAACGAAAGGAGGAUCCAGAGUGUCAUUCUGUUCAGCGCUCGGUUUUUGGGGAGAGAAAUUUCAAUGUCCGAAGCUCAGCAUUUCAAGUCCGUUCUACAGUUAAACAGCCCAGGAUAAUGGAUACUUCAGUUAGGAAACUGUCGGUGAAGAAGAAGACAACUUCAGUUGUGAAUAAUGGUUUAGGCAAGAAAGCUGCCAGCAGUACUCCAGCUAAGUUGACCUGUGACUGUUAUGCAAAAGACAGCGUCUGCAACAUUUGUCUUUCAAGACGUCAGCAGGUUGCCCCAAGGGCUGGAACGCCUGGAUUUAGAGCACCAGAAGUAUUAACUAAGUGUCCUAAUCAAACUACAGCAAUUGACAUAUGGUCUGCAGGAAUCAUAUUUCUUUCUCUGCUGAGUGGCCGGUAUCCAUUUUACAAAGCUAGUGAUGAUUUAACAGCUUUGGCACAGAUCAUGACUAUUCGUGGCUCCAGAGAAACUAUUCAAGCUGCUAAAACAUUUGGUAAAUCAAUACUGUGUAGCAAAGAAAUCCCAGCACAGGAUUUAAGGAAGCUCUGUGAAAGGCUGAGAGGAAAACAUACCAGCUUUGACAACUCAGCAGGUGACAUAAAAAUCAACUCUUCUCACGAAUUUGCUUUACCAGCUGGAAUAGGCAAUGUUUCAGAUUCUGCCCUUCAAACAUCCAAAAAGCACAUGCAAUAUCAGAAACAAAGUGGUCAUGAAGAUGAUGGUAAACAAAAGAAAACUAUACAAACGCCAUCUGAUCUCAAAGGAUGGGACAAAGUCCCUAAUAGUGCCUAUGAUCUGCUUGAUAAACUGCUGGAUUUAAAUCCUGCUACAAGAAUUACUGCAAAGGAUGCUUUGCUGCAUCCUUUUUUCAAAACUAUGAAGCAAUAAAAAGGCUUUUAACACUGUAUUGUGUGCGUGUUAAGUAGCAUUAGAGUAUUGGUCACUCUUUAAAUGAAACCAAAACUCUGAGGGGCUUUCUCUCCAGAGCAGUGUUAGUCUAGGUGUAGUUAAAGUAGUAAAUGUACCUCUGUCUGUUGGACAGGUUUUUAAAAAUAAUUUCCAAGUGCAUUUGAUUCUUUCACCACUUUGCAGUGUAUUCAAUAACGGCAACGUACAGUCUCUAUAAUGGGACUAAUAUCUGGGCAGGAUUCUUUUCUGCUGUGUUCUUGAGUUUUAGCAAUCCUGUUGUAUCUUGCAACUUCCUAAUAUUUGGUAUAAAUUGUGCCUUAAAUGGUUGGGCAGAUACUAAAUGAAUUAUUAUGGUAGGCACUGGAUUAAAUCUAUGUCUUUAGUUUCACAGAUGUAGGAAAUUGAUUAUUGUGAUUUGUAACUUGUGCUACUUGUUGACAAAUGCUUUAUGUUGUUUCUUUUUAGAAGAAAAUGAGAAUUCAUUUUAGAUAUAAUGCAAAAUACCUGUAAAAGUAAUUCCUUGACAGGAUUGUUGGUGGGGAAUCCUGAGAGUUCGAUCUUAGUACAGUAGAGGAUGUAUAUUGGUGAAAGCUAACUUAGGGUAUUGCUCA
This is a messenger RNA of Candoia aspera, 2568 nucleotides long. It is a transcript of the gene CDC7, whose product is annotated as cell division cycle 7. Gene Ontology annotation, cellular component: nucleus. The transcript has 12 exons. The record is from RefSeq and is a predicted model, not a curated record. Gene Ontology annotation, biological process: mitotic DNA damage checkpoint signaling; protein phosphorylation. The coding region runs from base 2 to 1936 and encodes 644 amino acids. Gene Ontology annotation, molecular function: ATP binding; protein serine/threonine kinase activity. Lineage: Eukaryota; Metazoa; Chordata; Lepidosauria; Squamata; Candoiidae.